This is a messenger RNA of Zygosaccharomyces rouxii, 453 nucleotides long. Its product is annotated as SH3 domain-containing protein. The transcript has a single exon. The record is from RefSeq and is a predicted model, not a curated record. Gene Ontology annotation, biological process: positive regulation of voltage-gated calcium channel activity; skeletal muscle contraction; positive regulation of protein localization to plasma membrane. Gene Ontology annotation, molecular function: protein binding. The coding region runs from base 1 to 453 and encodes 150 amino acids. Gene Ontology annotation, cellular component: extrinsic component of cytoplasmic side of plasma membrane. NCBI's taxonomy places the organism in Eukaryota, Fungi, Ascomycota, Saccharomycetes, Saccharomycetales, Saccharomycetaceae.
AUGGUAUUUGGACAUCAUAGUAACAAAGAAAAGUCUCAAGGUGAAUACGUCGAAGUCCUCUACGAGUUUAAACCUCAGAAUAAAGAAGAUCUACAUAUAAAACCCGGGGAUAAGGUCGAAGUGGUGGAAAAAUUAUCUGCGGACUGGUACAAGGGUAAAUGCAAUGGUAAGGAAGGUAUGUUCCCUGCUAAUUACGUAAAGCCUGUAGGCGGUGGAGAUGCAGCUUCAAGACCGGCACCACCUCCACCUGAACAAGCUCAAGCUCAACCGCAACAAGAGGCCCCACAACCACAGGAGCAGCCCCAACAGCAAGGUCAGCCCAUGGUGGUAGAGCAAGACAAGCCCAAGCACCGUCACCACGCCCUGGGUAAAGUCGGCAGUAAGUUGGGUAACGCUGCCAUCUUUGGUGUCGGUGCGACAUUAGGUAACGAUUUGGUUGACUCCAUUUUUUAA